UUCUCCUCCAAACAUGGCGCCGGCUCGCUGCUGGGCUGCCUCCCCGACCGACGACGCAGAAAAGCAGAGAAAGAAGCGCAGAAGCAGCGGGUAGAAACUUUCCUUUAACGUUUUCAGAAUCUGUUUUUAACUUUCCCCGCGGCGCUCCCGCUGUUUGGAGAAAUCCACGGCUGACUUUUACGCGCAGCCUGCUUGUUUGGAGACGUUGGCGCGUCAGGGUGUGUGCGUAACGCGGAUCUCACCUGUCCGACGAAGGUAGAUUUCACUCCGCUUGCUGUAGGAUGUGAAUCUUCCUGAUUUGCCCGCUUACGGAGCGCAGAGGCGAACAUCUGCGGGGAAAACAUGCGCAGCCCUGUGAGGAGCAGCACCGCAGGCGCAGCUGAGGACUGAGACUUUCCACGGAGGAAAAACAAGUUUUCCACUCUUCAGGAUGGAUGGAGAACAUUCUGCUCUGUCAGGAGUUGAGAGGGAAAGAGAAAGGCUGCCACCCAUCUACACCAGCUCUCCUCCUGUUUUGGGACGAGGACCUAAGCAGCCGUUUCCGUCUCUGGGAACCUUCAUCUCCACCCUAAGCCAGAGGAGAGACGCAGGAGGGCGGGGCUUCGCCAUGGGCAUCGGGGGCCCACUGACCGGCCCCCUGGGGAUCAGGCACUCCGUGAGGGAACUGCCUCCCAUCUGCAGCGACGUCCGGCAGAAGCAGCGGCUCUCCAUCGACACGCUGCCUCAGGAAGUCAAAGCUCCGUUCCCCUGCGACCCCGUCAUCCCCCUGCGGACCAAAACCACCAAGGAGUUCCAGGAGGACGUGGAGCGAGCCGCCCAAUCAGGUGACUGGAGGGAAGUCAGAGAGUUUUACCUGACGACCUUCGACUCCUUCGUAGAAAUCAAUGCCGCCUUCAAGCGAGAGGCCAACGGACUGUUCAACACUAUCGAGGACUCAGGGGUCAACGGGAAGUUCGUCAGCGCGGUUUACGACUCGCUGCUCAGCACACCUCAGGACAUCCAGAAGUCGGUCUUGAAAGGAAUCAUCAACAGCCUGCUGAGGGAGUGGAAAGGGCCUCGGACUAAAGACGACCUGCGGGCGUAUUUCGUUCUGAUCCAGAACCCCCAGUAUUCCAGCACCAGCACCUACGUGAUCUUCGCUCACCUGCUGCGGCAGAUCGCAGCGUUGUCCGAGGCCGACCACCACUUCCUGGUUCACUGGCUCAAGAGGCUGUCGGCCAGGCGCUUCCGGCAGCUGGUGGAGCGCCUCCUGCAGUUCAUCUCCGCGCGCCUGUUUCCUGCAGAACCAGACGAGCUUCCUCCGGCCAAGUGUUCCUGGUGGAUUCCCUCGGCCACCAAAGUGCUCAGCCUGUUCAACGCACCCAACAGCGUCUCCUCUCCUCCCAUCAUGCCCUACGACUUCUACAACAUCACUCUGGAGCACAUAGAUUUCAUGGAGGACUACCGGACCUGGCAGAACUACGGCAACUCAAACAGGUUUUCUUUUUGUCAGUUCCCCUUCAUCCUGUCGACAGUGGUGAAGAAAGCCAUCAUCCAGAAGGACUCGGAGCAGCAGAUGAUCAGCCAGGCCAGGCUGAGCCUGGUGAGCAAAGUGUCCCGCAGGCAGAGGGUGGACAUGAACCUGCUGUUCCUCAACAUUAAAGUUCGACGAGCACAACUCCUGAGCGACUCGCUGGAUGAGUUGAUGAGGAAACGGUGCGACCUGAAGAAGAAGCUGCGGGUGACGUUUGUCGGGGAGGCGGGGCUUGACAUGGGCGGUCUGACCAAGGAGUGGUUCCUGCUGCUGGUUCGUCAGAUCUUCCACACCGACUACGGGAUGUUUUCCUUCAUGAAGGACUCGCGCUGCCACUGGUUCAGCAUGAAGAGCGACAACUACUCUGAGUUCCAGAUGGUUGGGACUCUGAUGGGCUUAGCGGUUUACAACAGCAUUGCUCUGGACAUCCACUUCCCUCUCUACUGCUACAGGAAGCUGCUCACUCCGCCCACUGUGCCACCUGAUCCUAAUGCCUUUGUUGGCAUGGCAACGGCCACCUUGGACGACCUGCAGCAGGUCAUGCCUGAUCUGGCUCACGGGUUGGCGGAGCUGCUGAGCUACGAGGGAAACGUGGAGGAGGAUUUCUACCUCACCUUCCAGGUUUUCCAAGAGGAGCUGGGUGUAGUCAAAUCCUACAACCUGAAACCCGGAGGAGACAAAAUCCCCGUCACCAAGCAGAACAGGAAGGAGUACGUCCAGCUCUACAUCGACUUCCUGCUGAAUAAAUCCAUUUACAAACAGUUUGCUGCCUUCUACCACGGCUUCCACAGCGUGUGCGCCUCCGACGCCCUCAUGCUGCUGCGGCCGGAGGAGGUGGAGAUGCUGGUGUGCGGCAGUCCGGAGCUGGACAUGAGCGCCCUGCAGAAAGCUGCUCAGUACGAAGGCUACAGCAAGAUGGACGCCACUGUGAGGUUCUUCUGGGACGUGGUUCUGGCGUUCCCUCUGGAGCUGCAGAAGAAACUGCUGCACUUCGCCACCGGCAGCGACCGCGUUCCCAUCGGGGGAAUGGCCGACCUCAACUUCAAGAUCUGCAAGAUCGACGUUCCGGCAGACUGGCUGCCCAUCUCUCACACCUGCUUCAACCAGAUCUGUUUGCCUCCGUAUCGAACGCGGAAGGAGCUCAACAAACUCACCAUCACCAUCUCCAACGCCGAAGGCUUCGGCCUGGAGUGAAGGCCAACAGCACACCAGCAGAGACUGUCACACUGCCGUGGAUCUCUGUGGAUCUCUGUGGAUCUCUGUGGAUCAGGAACUGAGCAGGUCCCAUUGUCU
This is a messenger RNA of Poeciliopsis prolifica (blackstripe livebearer), 2806 nucleotides long. Its product is annotated as probable E3 ubiquitin-protein ligase HECTD2. Gene Ontology annotation, biological process: protein polyubiquitination. Lineage: Eukaryota; Metazoa; Chordata; Actinopteri; Cyprinodontiformes; Poeciliidae. Gene Ontology annotation, molecular function: ubiquitin protein ligase activity. The record is from RefSeq and is a predicted model, not a curated record.